Messenger RNA from Micromonas pusilla CCMP1545, 645 nucleotides. RefSeq lists its product as uncharacterized. Gene Ontology annotation, biological process: rRNA processing. NCBI's taxonomy places the organism in Eukaryota, Viridiplantae, Chlorophyta, Mamiellophyceae, Mamiellales, Mamiellaceae. Gene Ontology annotation, cellular component: cytoplasm; cytosol. The transcript has a single exon. The coding region runs from base 1 to 645 and encodes 214 amino acids. Gene Ontology annotation, molecular function: rRNA (guanine-N7-)-methyltransferase activity. The record is from RefSeq and is a predicted model, not a curated record.
AUGAACCUCACGGGCGCGACGACCGUCGACGAGGUGCUCUCGCGGCACGUCGCGGACUCGCUCGCGCUCAUCCCGCCCAUCGAGGCCGCGCUCGCCUCCUCCACCACCUCCUCCUCGCCGUCGCACACGCCGCGGAUACUCGACGUCGGCAGCGGCGCCGGGUUCCCCGGCGUCGCGCUCGCCAUCGCGCGCCCGCGCUGGGAGGUCACGCUGCUCGACACGCUGCAGAAGCGCGUCGCGUUUCUCGACGCCGCAGCCGAAGAGUGCGGCGCGACCAACGUGAAGACGCUGUGGUCGCGCGCGGAAGACGCCGGGAAAGUCGGCUCGGAGCACAGGGAGGCGUACGACAUCGUCACCGCGCGCGCGGUCGCGGAGCUCAGGACGCUCGCGGAGCUGUGCGUGCCGCUCGUGCGCGUGGGCGGGUCGUGGGUCGCGGCGAAAAACUCGACGACGUCGACGGCGGCGGAGACGGCGGCGGCGGCGGCGGCGGUGGAGCUCCUCGGCGGCGCGCCUCUCGUCGCGGUGGAGGUUCAGAGCGAGGGGCCGGACGGGGAGAUGAGGACCGCGGUCGUGAGCGCGAAAGCGAGGGAGACGCCGGGGAAAUACCCGAGAAGGGCGGGAUUAGCGAACAAGCGGCCGCUCUGA